Messenger RNA from Cervus elaphus (red deer), 2505 nucleotides. It is a transcript of the gene SPNS3, whose product is annotated as sphingolipid transporter 3 (putative). Bases 271 to 1743 code for a protein of 490 amino acids. Gene Ontology annotation, cellular component: membrane. Lineage: Eukaryota; Metazoa; Chordata; Mammalia; Artiodactyla; Cervidae. The transcript has 12 exons. Gene Ontology annotation, biological process: transmembrane transport. The record is from RefSeq and is a predicted model, not a curated record. Gene Ontology annotation, molecular function: transmembrane transporter activity.
GCUGGGUCAAAAGGACCAGUUACUCUGGUUGGCGGGCCAGGAGCUCUCUCCCCCCACCUCGAGCCCCAGGGGCUGUGAAUGGUGAAAUCUCACCGGUGAGGCUGCAGUGGGCUCAGCAGAGACCUGUGAUAAGAUCCUGAGCGGUUAGGGCAGCUGCUUUGAGGUUGGGUGACUGGGAGACCACAGGAAGUGACUCUGUGCAGAGCUGAUGUGCCUUUCAUCCUGGCAUCCAUCCUGGGACCAGAGCUGCAGGCUGGUGAGGCAGGGGGCAUGUCUGUGGAGUUCAGGCAGCCAGAGGGGCUUCACGGUCAGUCCCCGGGGCCAGGUGGACACUCGAGGGCCACGGACACAGGUCCUCCAUCCAUGCCCACCCCUUGGAGCCUGCCCCGUUGGAGAGCUUAUGUGGCCGCUGCGGUGCUCUGCUACAUCAACCUCCUGAACUACAUGAACUGGUUCAUCAUUGCAGGAGUGCUGCUGGACGUACAGAAGUUUUUCCAUAUCAGUGACAGCAAUGCUGGUUUGCUGCAGACAGUCUUCAUCAGCUUCCUGCUGCUGUCCGCACCCGUGUUUGGCUACCUGGGCGACCGACACAGCCGCAAGGCCACGCUGAGCUUCGGUAUCCUGCUCUGGUCUGGAGCUGGCCUCUCCAGCUCCUUCAUCUCCCCCCGGUACUCCUGGCUCUUCUUCUUGUCCCGGGGGCUGGUGGGGACUGGCACAGCUAGCUACUCCACCAUCGCGCCCACUGUCCUGGGAGACCUCUUCGUGAGGGACCAGCGGACCUGUGUGCUGGCCAUAUUCUACAUCUUUAUCCCUGUUGGCAGUGGUCUGGGCUACGUGCUGGGGUCGGCUGUGACAGAGCUGACUGGGAACUGGCGUUGGGCCCUCCGAAUCAUGCCCUGCCUGGAAGCUGUGGCCUUGAUCCUGCUUAUCAUGCUGGUUCCAGACCCACCCCGAGGAGCUGCUGAGAAGCAGGGGGUCGCAACCAUGGGGGACCCACGGAGCAGCUGGUGUGAGGACGUCAGAUACUUGUGGAGAAACUGGAGUUUUGUGUGGUCGACGCUUGGGGUGACAGCCAUGGCCUUUGUGACUGGAGCUCUGGGCUUCUGGGCCCCCAAGUUUCUGUUCGAGGCCCGUGUGGUGCACGGGCUGCUCCUUCCCUGCUUUCGGGAGCCGUGCAACAGCCAGGACAGCCUGAUUUUCGGGGCACUGACUGUUGUCACUGGCAUUAUUGGGGUCAUCCUGGGAGCAGAGACUUCAAGGAGGUACAAGAAAGUCAACCCUCAGGCUGAGCCCCUCAUCUGUGCUGCCAGCUUGCUUGCUGCAGCCCCCUGCCUCUACCUGGCUCUCAUCCUGGCCCCGACCACCCUCCUGGCCUCCUAUGUGUUCCUGGCCCUUGGGGAGCUUCUCCUGUCCUGCAACUGGGCGGUGGUUGCUGACAUCCUGCUGUCGGUGGUGGUGCCCAGGUGCCGGGGGACAGCUGAGGCGCUUCAGAUCACAGUGGGCCACAUCCUGGGAGAUGCCGGCAGCCCCUACCUCACGGGACUUAUCUCCAGUGCCCUGCGGGCGGGGCGCCCCGACACUUACCUGCAGCGCUUCCUCAGCCUUCAGCAGAGCUUCCUGUGCUGCGUCUUCGUCAUCGCCCUGGGCGGCGGCUGCUUCCUGCUGACUGCGCUGUACCUGGAGAGAGACCAGGCCCAGGUCCAGCAGUCUGGCACAGGCAAGAUUGCAGAUCCUGGGGAGUGAACAUCAAGUCCAAGCCCACGUGAAGAGAAACGAACAAGAAACAAACAAAAGCAAUAAAUGACAGUAUGUUUGAGGUCAUAAGUGCUAUGAAAGGCAUAAGGCAGGAAAGUGGGGAGAGAGGAACAGGUGGGGGCAGGUUGCAGUUUUUGAAAGGGUGGUCAGAGAGGUCCUCACUGCAUAGGUGACCCUGGAGCAAAGAUUUGGAGGAGGGACUGAGUUGUGCAGCUGUCUGGGGGACAGUGCUCCUGGUGGAGGGAAGAGCUUGUGCAAAGGCCCUGGGGUAGGAAUGUACCUGCUUGUGUUUGAGGACCUGCAAGAAGGCCGCUGUGGCUGAAGCAGGAGCAAGGGGGGCCAGCGGCAGAGACGAGGGUGACCGUGAGAGGAACAGAGCAUGGGGGGACUGAAGGCUUCUGAAGGGACUGAGGCCUUAACACUGAGUGAGAUGGGAGCUGCUAUGGGGUUUCCAGGGCACAGGCCCCAGGAUGUUUGAUUGACGUCAUAAAAGCACCAUUGUGGUGCUGCUGUGUUGAGAUCAGACUGUGGUGGGGGUGGUCAGUGUUGAAGCGGGGAGGCCAAAGGGGGGUUCUGUAGCCAUGAGGGGAGAGCAGAGGGGCUGGGACCGUGGUGGUGGCAUUGAAGGUGGGGAGAACAGGUCAGAUCUGGAAUUUAUUUUGAAAACGGAAGCUGGAGGAUUUCAUGUUAGACUGUGCCCAAGCCUGGUCCCCAAGCACCUCUGCCUCCUUUGGGGCUGGCUGAGUGAUU